Messenger RNA from Eimeria maxima, 961 nucleotides. RefSeq lists its product as hypothetical. The record is from RefSeq and is a predicted model, not a curated record. The transcript has a single exon. Lineage: Eukaryota; Apicomplexa; Conoidasida; Eucoccidiorida; Eimeriidae. The annotation marks the transcript as partial.
AUGUCUAGAAGACAUGCGCUCUUCUCUGAAGCAACUCGCAUAACUAAGCAAGACAACAGCAGCACGAGCAGCAGCAGCAGAAACAGCAGCAGCAACAGCAGCAGCAGCCACAACAGCAGCAGCAGCAGCAGCAGCAGCAGCAGCAGCAGCUAUCGGCUCCGUACCAAAGACACACGACGACCACCAGAAACACCUGCAGCAGCAACAGCAACAGCAACAGCAGCAACAGCAGCAGCAGCAGCCACAGCCACAACAGCAGCUGCUGCUGCAGCUCUCCGCUAUGAGCAUGCGCUAAGGAGAAGGGGACAUUCCUCCCUGCAGCUGGUAGUGCUGCUGCUGCUGCCGCUAUUGCUGCUGCUGCUGCUGCAGCUUCCUGCUGCUGCUGACGCCAAGUGUCUUGCUGCUAACAGCAGACCUUUUGCUGCUGCUUUGUGUAGUUCCCCUGUUGCCUUCCAGUCUACUGGCCUUAGCUGCAGCAGCAGCAGCAACAACAGCAGCAGCAGCAACAACAGCACCAGCAGCAGCAGGUGGAGGAAAUGGGCCUUGAGGAGUGUCUCCUCUCCGCCUCCUGAUGGCAAGGAAACUCCUGCAGCAGCAGCUGCUGCAGCAGCAGCAACUGCUGCUGCUGCUGCUGCUGUUCAGAGAGCAGCAGCACCUGCUGCUAGUACAGCAGAGACUCCAACUACCCCAGCAGCGCCAGCCGCCGCAGCAGCAGCUGCUGCAGCAGCUGCAGCAGCAGCAGCAGCAAGGGGAGGCAUUACUUUAAGUACUUUGCCUUUUACUCCCUCUUGCAUGCCUAUGCAGCAACUGCAGCAGCAGCAGCAGCAGCAGCAGCAACAAUUGCUUGAGCGGCGAUCCCUUCCUCCUCUUUUCCCAGGCAGCAGCAACUAUCUCUUCCGCAGCAGCAGCAACAGCAACAGCAACAGCAGCAGCAGCAGCAGCAGCAGCAGCAGGUUGCCUG